UGCAAUGUCCAUGUCAAGCGUAGUGCGAGGGGAAUAAUAUUUUGGCUUUCGGGGGCCUAAAAUUAGCCGGAAAAUGCAUAAAUUAAAAUUUUCACAAAGGGACAAAGUGAAAAAAUUUAUAACGUUUACACAAACUGGAGAGCAAACUGCAAUAUAUUGUUUAGCCCAAAAUGAUUGGAAACUGGAUCUCGCUAGCGAUAAUUACUUCCAAAAUCCAGAAGCUUAUUAUAAAGAACCAAAAAAUUCUGUUGAUAAAAAGAAACUGGAAAUAUUGUAUAGCAAAUACCAAGAUCCAAGUGAACCUAAUAAAAUUACUGCGGACGGUAUCAUGAAGUUUCUUGAUGAUUUGAAUUUAAGUCCUGAGAGUAAAUUAGUUCUAAUCAUUGCGUGGAAAUUUCGUGCUGAAACGCAAUGUGAAUUCACUAAAGAAGAAUUUAUGAAUGGAAUGGUGGACUUAGGUGUGGAUAGUAUAGAUAAGCUAAAAGCACGGUUAGGUAGUUUAGAAAAUGAUUUAAGGGAUCCUCUAAAAUUCAAGGAUUUUUAUCAUUUCACAUUUAAUUAUGCAAAAAAUGCGGGACAGAAAGGCUUAGAUUUGGAUAUGGCAAUUGCAUAUUGGAAUAUUGUAUUAGAGGAUAAAUUUAAAUUUCUUCAAUUAUGGUGUCAAUUCUUACAGGAGCAUCAUAAAAGAUCAAUUCCAAAAGACACAUGGAAUUUAUUAUUAGACUUUGCACUUAUGAUCAAUUCGGACAUGAGUAAUUAUGAUGAAGAGGGUGCCUGGCCUGUGUUAAUCGAUGAUUUUGUAGAAUGGGCGCAACCUCGAGUUCGUCAAUCUCUCUAACGAUUUUCUUUUUUUUUUGGCAACAUUCUCGCACA
Molecule: messenger RNA, 873 nt
Organism: Cyphomyrmex costatus
Lineage: Eukaryota; Metazoa; Arthropoda; Insecta; Hymenoptera; Formicidae
Gene: SCCRO
Product: defective in cullin neddylation 1 domain containing SCCRO
Exons: 5
Coding region: 74-838 (254 amino acids)
Biological process (GO): protein neddylation
Cellular component (GO): ubiquitin ligase complex
Molecular function (GO): ubiquitin conjugating enzyme binding; cullin family protein binding; ubiquitin-like protein binding
Source: RefSeq, a predicted model, not a curated record